This is a messenger RNA of Chelmon rostratus (copperband butterflyfish), 4603 nucleotides long. RefSeq names its product DNA-directed RNA polymerase II subunit RPB1-like. Bases 393 to 1118 code for a protein of 241 amino acids. Gene Ontology annotation, cellular component: immunological synapse; membrane; tetraspanin-enriched microdomain. The record is from RefSeq and is a predicted model, not a curated record. The transcript is spliced from 4 exons. NCBI's taxonomy places the organism in Eukaryota, Metazoa, Chordata, Actinopteri, Chaetodontiformes, Chaetodontidae.
CACGUCUUUCUUGCUGGCGUAACGAGUUAAUUUGAAAACUGCCUUCUCCUUACAAGUUCAUGUCAAGUGCAGGCACAGAUACUUCAGCUGAGCGACAACAGACGCUACAACAUUUUUGUGAUUGUUGCAGUGCAGGAGGUCGACUUCCUCACAAAAAAUAUUCCCUAGAGAUUGUAAAGAGGCUCAUUUGCCUCUCAGAAUGCUAAAGUUGUCACUAAAAUAACCUUGUGACUUAGUCAACGCACAAAAGGGGAAGUGGUGAAUGGUCUUCUUUCCGAUCCACAGUGCUGUAUACUGAAAAGCAGCAGCUCACAUGCUUUCUCGUUGUGAAGUUUUUGGCUGCUUUGAUGUGAUCAUUUUUCUCUCUUUAAUCUUCGGUGGUGUCGAGCAGAAUGCACAUGGACCUUCUGCGUAAAUACAUGUGGGUAUGGGUGAUAGGUGGGAUGCUCUUUGUGUGUUUGGUGAUCAGCCUCAUCUUCCUGCUCAUCAACAAGUGCAUAUCCAGAGGAGGCAAACACAGAAUCUCACAGCUCCACAAAGGAUCUGACUUCAGUAUCAAGAGCAACAAAUACCAGGAGAGAAGCUUUAAAGCCGGGACUCCACCUUUACCUCCUCGGACACAGUUUCUCACGGCAGAGGCUCAAAGCUACGAGAACCUGGCUGAGGAACCCGCCUACGAGGAGGCCACACCUAACUACGAGGAGGCCACACCUGACUACGAGCAGGCCACACCUGACUACGUCCAGGCCGAACCUGACUACGAGCAGGACGUGGCCGACUACGUACAGGCCGAACCUGACUACGAGCAGGCCACACCUGACUACGUUCAGGCCGAACCUGACUACGAGCAGGACGUGGCCGACUACGUGCAGGCCGAACCUGACUACGAGCAGGACGUGGCCGACUACGUGCAGACCACACCUGACUAUGUGCAGACUACACCUGACUACGAGGAGAGCAUCCCUGACUAUGUGAAAGUGGAUGAAGAGAAGAUUCUCCUUCCUCCACCACCAUACCAGGAUCCAGACCCAGCAGACAACACCUCCAUGGAGGACUACGAUGACAUCGGAGGUGAAGGUGAAAUCGAGGACGAAGAAGACUACGAUGACCUGGGAUAAGACCACAAGAGAGCAAAUAGGAGACUAUUCUAAGAGACAUUUCUUAUCUGGAUCCUGCUGAUCAGAGAGACCAGAAAGACGUUACCUUUUGACAUUUGUGUUUUUUGAUAUUAAUCAUAGAAAGGAAAAAAACGAUGAAGUUAUCUGUGUUUUAUGUGCACCAGCUAGACAGGAAGGCACAAAGAAGAGCACUGAAGAGGCAGAGAUCUGCUGGAAGUUAAAGUGGUGAAAGGUUUAACCUUUAGCUAAUUUAUUCCACCUUUAGCCAACAUUGUUUACAGGCUGCAAACAGUCUCCGUAUAGAUACGCCACAGAAAGUCGUCCUACUGGACACUCGACUAGCAGUAUUUGUCAGUUAUUGACAAAUGUGGCUAACUGAUCAGACAGCGGUGGUCUAUCAGAAUAAAACUAGACUUUUAAUUAUUUUAAUUUAAUAUCGGUAUAUUUAAAAAAAAUGCUUCAAGUUUUUAAAAACUCCAUUUAAAGGAAUAGUUUGAUAUUUUUAAAAAUAUGCCUUUGUUUUUGUGCUGAGCAGGCGGUUAGCUUAGUUUAGCAUAAAGACUGAAAGCGGGGCAGACAGCUAGCCAGGCUUUGUCCAACAUGUUACGUCCGUUUAAUUUGUGCAAAAACAGAAUUACUAUUUUAAAUUUUAUAAUAUAUAUUUUUAUUAUUGUCAACAAAUCCAGAAGCAGCAAUGAAUUGACCCCACUAACAAGUAUUGACAUGUAUCUACUUCCUGUGUGUCACAGAGCCACACUGUUGCGCUGGCCGACCCGUUCCUCCUUUAUGAUUAACACUAGCGCUGUGGAUUGUUUUGAGUCACCUGCUGCCAGAAAUACCAGAGCUCCAAAAUAUGUAUUAAUCCACAGCUGAAAAUAGUCCCCAACAGAUGCACAAUUUACUCCUCUUUGAGUGACAUUUGCUAAAAACCACAGUGCCCAGCUGGUUCAGGGGAUUAUUAAGCCUUUUUUUUUAGCCUUUUUUGUGAUGUAUUUUUGAAAAUUUAACAUCUUCACUAAGAACAAAGACGUGAGGCUGAACGGCACAGACAGUGUAAGGAAGUCACAGAGUACUGAAUGACAGACUAAUGCAGAUUUUUCCAUUGAUUUGUUGACAAUAGCAAAAACUAGAAUAACGCUGGCGAGAUUCUGUUGACAUCCUUAAAGAUAGUCCACUCGGUCAGGAAAAAAACACAUUGCACAAAAGUACUUCGUUUGCUAUUGCAAUGACUUUAAUGAGCAUGUAGGUGUUAUAAGAUGAGAUAAGAUAAAACUUCAUUUAUACCCAGCCGGGGAAAUUUGGGCAUUACAGCAGCAUAGAAUAAGCCUUGAUUUUGCUGAACGCGACCUGAGAGCUGAGGAGGGACUGUUUCCUGUCACCAGACCGCCUCCUGCCGUCUGCUUUGGCCUUUCACCUGAUGUCACCUGAACCUCCAUGUCCUGCUGUGGAUUUACUCCUGAUCACUUUCCUUCUGAGAGAAGCUUUUCUGGUGGAUUUCCUGUCUGCUCUCUGCUGCGUCAUGGACCACACUGCUUUGAAGGAGGGAACGGCUGUAAUUUAAAGGGGUCACGGACACUUUGCACCAAUCACAAAACCUCGUCUUUCACUUCCUGUGAACUGACCGUAACCUUUGAUCAAUUUGCACAUUUGAAAUUCUCUGCAGGAUAUGAAGCACUCCAGGAAGCUGAAUUGUCUCACUGUAGAACUCUUUCACAGGAGAUGGUUUGGCAGGGUAAAAGCAGGGUAAGCUCAGGAGUCGGCGAGCUUCUUCCUGAGUUCAAGCGUGGUGUCAAACCACAGUGAGUCAGCUCGCACAGCCGGACCGUUCUCAUUCCUUUGCCAUCAAACACCGACACCUUUAUCAGGUCCCUCAGCGUCUCAUACAGAUCGCUAACCCUUUAGCGUCUCUAAGACUGGCAGAAAGUACCUUGGAAUGAGAAUGAUCAGGUUGUGGACACCGACUCACCGUUGACGGGACCGAGCCGUCGGCACCAGAAUUCAUCUCAUUUUUACUUCUGCUUUGACAAAUCAAAAAGUCUGCUGUGAAAAAAGCUGAUUUCUGUCUUUCCAAAAGCAUCUUUCAAAGCCAGAAGACUGAUUAGAACAUGUCAGUGCUUAAAAAACAUCUUUAAUAUCCUCACAAUUAAUUAUAUAUGUCCUCUUCUUGGGUGUAAUUUGCCCCAUAUGGUUGCCUUUUUUUUUGUUUUUUUUGUUUUGCUUUCUGGCUUUUCUUCAGCCUCUUGCUCCCUUUAGUUGGUUCAGAUUAUUUUCCUUUUCUCAGCGGUUUUCGAGCCCCGUCAAAGCCUUUCGAGUUUAGAGGAAUUGUUUGUGUAUUAAAGAUAUUAAAGCUAUUAAAUUAUGCAAAAGGAAGUUGUUAUCUUGCAUUAUUGAAAACGUCAUAGAGGAAAAACUGCCAUUCUUGGGCCUCUGCUUUAGUUCUGAUGAAUCAAGUAUAAAACUGGUCCAAAUGGCACAAAAUUAAGAUAAGAUAAGACUUUAUUGAUCCCACAUCAGGAAAAUAUAGUUGUUAAAAUGAUCCUUGAGCUUGAGAGGAAGAACACUUGACAAUAAAAACCGCCUGGAAAUGUUUUGAGUGGUUAGAAAGUCAAUAUUUUGUGUUGAUGUCUGACUAGAAGCCGACACGUUUCUUCAGUCCACAAAAAAGAACGAGCGCCUUGUCCACUGAAACCAGAGUUUAUGCAUCUCGCCACCGUUUGGCAGCGACUGCAGCAGCAAUCAGCAGAAGUGGUGAUGUGGUUCUCCUGCUGCCAACCGAGCGGCAACAAACCAAACCUGAGUUCAUUUUCUGACCGCUCAAAAGUCAAACUUGAUGUCAAAGACAAGGUGGUACAAACCCAAAAUCACUGGAAACCACAGCGUGUCGUAUUUAACGAUCUGAUUACAUGUUUUCAAUGUAAAUCUCCAUCUGAAUAAAGUAGGAACAAGUACAAUAUUUGCCUCUGAAAUGUAAUGAAGUGGAAGUAGAAGCAACACAACAUGGAAAUUCAUUUACAUUCAUUCCACUUCUGCAAUAUUUACUGAACGAGUAGAUUGUUCUGCUUAGUCACUAAUAAACAAUUGUGGGUUUAUUUUCUCAUAAAACAUCAGCAAAAUGUUCAGUCAACGUCAAAUGCAAAAGUUAAUAAAUAAUUAAUGAACAGUUUAUAUUUAAAAUCCAUCUAACAGAAGGUAAGUGGUCAAAGGGUCCAACGCAGUGCUGGAGGAGGAUUAUAAAUUGGAUUAAUUAAUGGAUUAUAAAUGGUCUAUAUGGAUUAAUAAAUGGUUAAUUAUAAUCAAUUUAUGAUUAAUUAAUGAAAGGGGGACUUUCUCUAAUCUUUGCUUUUUUAUAAACUAGUAGAUAAUUUGACCUCGUUAGGCAUUGAAAAGUUAUUUAAAUGAACCAUCUGAGCGGUUGGAGUGGAAAUGUCUCUUUGGUGCAGCUGCUAUCAACUCACUUAAUUCUUUUAUACGGACAUACAAAUUGA